Molecule: messenger RNA, 1029 nt
Organism: Vicia villosa (hairy vetch)
Lineage: Eukaryota; Viridiplantae; Streptophyta; Magnoliopsida; Fabales; Fabaceae
Exons: 2
Coding region: 1-1029 (342 amino acids)
Source: RefSeq, a predicted model, not a curated record
AUGGAUCGUACUUGGAUGUAUAAUAGAGCAUAUUCUGAUAGACACGGAUUGAAAGAAGAGUUUGUUCGUGGGGUUAAAAAUUUUGUGAAGAGGGCUUUAAAACAAUCCAUUUGUAAAUCAGAGGGAGGGAUAAGGUGUCCAUGCAUAAAUUGCAAGUGUGGCAAGAUAAGUACAGCAACUAAUGUAAGACUACACCUGUAUCGAGAUGGAUUUCAACCAAACUAUUGGAUUUGGACUCAACAUGGAGAAGUGGAGGUCAAUAUUGAUACAGGGGAUGGUUUAAAUAGUGGUGAGCAUGUGCGUCAUGCUGACCAGUUUGAGGCAAUGGAUCAGAUGGUGUAUGAUGCUUUUAGGCCUCAUGGAGGUUUCUCUCACGCGAAUGAUAACAUGCAACAAGAGGAAUUUUCGGAGGAUGAGUUUCCCAAUGAAGAAGCUAAACAGUUUUAUGAAAAGUUGAUAUCUUUCAACAAACCCAUUUAUGAGGGUGCUACCCAGUCUAUGUUAUCAAUAUCUACUCAACUUCUUGAAAUUAGGUCUAACUGGCAUGUUCCACAAAAAGGUUUAGAUUUUGUUGCCCAAAUGCUUAAAAGUGUAUGUCCAGUUCAAAAAUGUUUGCCUGAGAACUAUUACCAAGCAUCACAGUUGGUGUCUAAGUUAGGGCUAAAGGUUAAGAAGAUUGAUUGUUGUAAGAAUGGUUGUAUGUUAUACUACAAGGAUGAUAGCAAGUUGUCUGGGUGCAAAUUUUGUAAUGCUCCUAGGUUCAUUCCUCGCAGGACUGGCAUGGGAACGUACACAGAUGUCCCGGUGAAGAGGAUGUUUUAUUUCCCAAUCAUUCCUAGAUUACAAAGACUAUAUGCAUCAACUGAGUCAGCAACUGAAAUGAGAUGGCAUCACAUAAACAAAAAUAGUUCAAACGUCCUUCGCCAUCCGUCUGAUGGAAAAGCGUGGAAACAUUUUGAUGAUGUACAUCCUGACUUUGCUAGAGAACCCAGAAAUCAUCGGCUUCUCCAUACUCAUGUUGGCCAAUAG